AUGAAUCAAAAUGCAGACAUCACAAAUUUCAAUGGGAGCGCCACAGACGUUUGUAAACUAAUCCUAAUUGGAUUGGAGGGAGUCGGAAAGACAACAUUACUUAAUGAAGCUUGUGGUGAACAUUUUGAUACGAGUGAUGGACGUGCCGGUUGUCUAAUUAAAGAAAAUCAAAAAGGUGUAUUCUUUGUUGAUGGAUUUUCUCGUCGUUAUGAAUUAAAUGAUAUGUUAGGAAUUAAUUAUAAAAAUCCUGGUGAAUGGCAGAAAGCACUUCAUGGACGUUCAGAAGUACAUGGUGUUAUUUUUCUGCUUAGUGCAAGUAAUCCUCGCGAUAGUGCUCUUGGUGAAUUACCUCGAAUUUAUGAAUAUUGCUCGAAUUUGACUAUUCCUGUACUUUUUAUUUAUCGUGAUGGAGUUCUUCGCUUUACACCAUUCAUUCGAAUCUAUGCAGAAACGAGAGAGACUACCAUAGACGAUGAGGAAAUUGGUUGUAAAAUUAGUAAAAAUGAAUUUGUUCGUUAUCAAAAUUUGGAUGAAGUGAAAAAAUGUAUUGCUACAACCUUUCAAAAUGCUUGCAUAUUACAUCAAUUACUCGAUCCAAUUACUAUUUGUGGACAAGUUAAAGUUUUACGGGAAAAGAACGAAGAAUUAGAAAUGAAAAUUAACGAAUUAAAUCAAAAACAUGAAGCUGAGUUAAUCAGAAACCAAGAAACUAUUAAGCAACUAAGUAAACGAUAUGAUGAACAAAUUGAAAAACUAAAUCGAUCACUCGAUGAAGCUGCAUCGAAUAAUAAAACUAUGCAAGAAAGACUUGAUCAUAUUGUGCAGAAAAAUCAAGAAUCACUUUUUAAAAUUAGUAAUGAUAUUCAAUCAUCAAUUAAUGAAAAUCAACGUCUUCGAAUUUCUCUUGAAGAACUUAUGAAAGACAAACAAAGUCUCGAAGAUAAACAUUUAAAAUUAAUGACAGACAAAAAACAAUUAGAUUUCGAUUUUCAUGAUAUUACUCGUGAUCGAGAACAAAUUCAAAAAAAUAAAACUAAACUAGAAAAAGAUAUCGCUGAAGUGGAACAAAACAGACAAACUUUACUCAAAGAAAAACGUUCAUUAGAAGCUCGAAAAGAACAUUUAGAACAUCAUAUCGAUGAUACUCGAUUACGUCUUGAAGAACAACUUAAUCUUAUUGUGAGUGUCAUCCAUACUGCGCCAGGUGGAAACAAACGAAUUUAUCCAAAAAAAUACAAUACAAAUGGAAGAUGGAUGUGGUUACCCGGACGUGCAUACGAUGUUAUCGAGAAAUUUGAUGAAUUUGGAGAAAGUACGAAAGAUGUUAUUUGUUCUCUCAGAAAGGAUUUGCGCAAAAUCGAUGCUAGAUAUGAUCACACUUCUGCAAAUGUAAUCGAAGAAGAAGACUCCGAAAUUGAAUCUUAG
Adineta steineri is the source of this 1425-nucleotide messenger RNA. The record is from the annotation of a GenBank genome assembly. Lineage: Eukaryota; Metazoa; Rotifera; Eurotatoria; Adinetida; Adinetidae.